ACUACUGGAACGACUUGGUGACGUGAGGAGCGUUCCAUUCUGCCAGCGGUGGGCGGUCGCCACAGCUGUUUUAGGGCCCCGACUGUAGGGGUCCCUUGUCAGGAGGAGGUAGCCUCCGGGCUGGGGAGGAGACGUCGCUGCCACCUCGGGCGGCCGACGCGGUCCCCUAGGACAGUUCACUUCCUGCCCUCAGUGCCCCGCGGAGUUCGGGCUCCCGGGUUCAGGGCUAAAAAUUGGACUUUUGAUGAUGCUUGACCCAGUGGAAGCAAUAGCAGGCAACGUGAUUUCAAAGCUGGGCUCAGCUUCUGUUUCUUCCCUCUUGUAAUCACAAAGCCCAUUUGGACCCGGAAUUCCAAUCAUGUCUGUGAUCGUGGUGAGAAAGAAGGUGACACGGAAAUGGGAGAAACUCCCAGGCAGGAAUACCUUCUGCUGCGAUGGCCGCGUCAUGAUGGCCCGGCAAAAGGGCAUCUUCUACUUGACCCUCUUCCUCAUCCUGGGGACAUGUACACUCUUCUUCGCCUUCGAAUGUCGCUACCUGGCUGUCCAGCUGUCUCCUGCCAUCCCUGUGUUUGCUGCCAUGCUCUUCCUUUUCUCCAUGGCUACACUGUUGAGGACCAGCUUUAGUGACCCUGGAGUGAUCCCUCGUGCCCUACCAGAUGAAGCAGCUUUCAUAGAAAUGGAGAUAGAAGCUACCAAUGGUACCGUGCCUCAGGGCCAGCGACCACCCCCUCGUAUCAAGAAUUUCCAGAUAAACAACCAGAUUGUGAAGCUGAAAUACUGUUAUACAUGCAAGAUCUUCCGACCUCCCCGCGCCUCCCACUGCAGCAUCUGUGACAACUGUGUGGAGCGCUUCGACCAUCACUGCCCCUGGGUGGGGAAUUGUGUUGGAAAGAGGAACUACCGCUACUUCUACCUCUUCAUCCUUUCUCUCUCCCUCCUCACCAUCUAUGUCUUCGCCUUCAACAUCGUCUAUGUGGCCCUCAAAUCUUUGAAAAUUGGCUUCCUAGAGACGUUGAAAGAAACUCCUGGAACUGUUCUAGAAGUACUCAUUUGCUUCUUCACUCUCUGGUCCGUCGUGGGACUGACUGGAUUUCACACUUUCCUCGUGGCUCUCAACCAGACAACCAAUGAAGACAUCAAAGGCUCAUGGACAGGGAAGAAUCGUGUCCAGAAUCCCUACAGCCAUGGCAACAUUGUGAAGAACUGCUGUGAAGUGCUUUGUGGCCCCUUGCCUCCCAGUGUCCUGGAUCGAAGGGGUAUUUUGCCACUGGAGGAAAGUGGAAGUCGACCUCCCAGUACUCAAGAGACCAGUAGCAGCCUCUUGCCACAGAGCCCAGCCCUAACAGAACAUCUGAGCACAAACAAGAUGCCAGAGGAUACCAGCACUCCUGCAAAGAUGCCACCCCCGGAACCCCCAGAGCCACCACAGGAGGUGGCUGAAGCUGACAAGUAGCCCAUCUAUGGAAGAGACUUUUGUUUGUGUUUAAUUAGGGCUAUAAGAGAUUUAAGGGGAGAAGAGAAACCUGAGACAGAGAGCAAGUAAGCUGUCCACUCUACUGGUUUUUCUUUGGUCUUUGUUCACCCAAUUGCACAUUGGCAUUUUCUUGCUGCAAGUUUUUUUUUUUUUUUUUCUUCCUGGACUCAAGGCAGUCACAGAAGAUGUCAGUGACCUCUGAUAACUAGAACUAUGGGUUUCUUGGGCCCUGGCACUGGUUUUUUACGGCCUCAGCCAUGGAGUCUCCUUGGACUCCCCUCUCUUCUCUCCAGAUCCCAGCUCUUCUGCUUGGGGUGAUUGGUCCAAUUCUGGGGUUAAAGUUUCUUGAGAUUGGCUCAAAUCCUCUCCAGCUGCUGCAUGGCAUUAGUCCAGAGGCAGUCACAGAGACCUCUGGCCAGGGAAUCCUAUCUGGAUUCUUGGGGCCUUCUGAAUUGAAGAGAAUGGAGAAUGGGGUUGGAGGAUUGUCCUGGCUACAAAGUGCCAACAUUGCCAGCAAAUCCUUUUAGGAAUGGGGCAGGUAGCUUCCACUUGUUGUAUUUAUUCAUGUAGCUUCUCCUUUGUCCCCCAUCCACUAUCUAACCCCCAAGCCCCACUCUUUUCCAAUUAGAUAUAUGUAAGUAGUUGUAGUAUAGAUAAUAAUUUACAUUUCUCAUAGACUACCGAGAAACUUUUUAAUAUCUAUGCCAUUCUCAAUAAGAAUUUAUGAGAUACCAACGUCACGGUCCCUUGCACUCUGUCUCAUCUCUACUCCUUUCUCAUUAGCCCCUUUUAAUUUGUUUUCUUCUGACUCUUGCUCCCAUUAAGAGCAGGAAUAGCAGUAAUAAAAGUCUGCACUUUGGUGGUUCCUUUUCCUCAGAGGAAGCCUGAGUGCUCACUUAAACACUACCCCCUCAGACUCCUUGUGUGAGGCCUACAAAGGCCUUGAAUGCACAAAUGGGGAAACCAAGGCACAGAGAGGCUCUCCUCUCCUCUCCCCCUAUGUCCCCUCAAAAAAGAAAAAAGAAACAAAAAACGACCACUAGUACUUCCAUUAGGCCUCAGCUGAGUGAGGAGGGAAGCCCAGUACUGCCGCCCUCCCAGGUAACCCACUCCAAGGCCUUGGCCCACCUUGGGCUUGGUAACCACACCAGGGGGCUUCCUCCAAGCCUCACUCUUCCAGCACUUCCACCGGCAAAGUCCCAGAGUCACUUCACCCUGUGGGUGGGCUGUGUCCCUCAGUCAACUCUGCUCAGGACCUGCUCUAUUUCAGGGAAGAAGAUUUAUGUAUUAUAUGUGGCUAUAUUUCCUAGAGCACCUGUGUUUUUCUCUUUCUAAGCCAGGGUCCUGUCUGGAUGACUUAAUGGGGAGGGGGGAAGUGUAAACCAGAACUUUUAAUCUAUUUGAAGGUGAUUAAACUGUGUCUAAUGCAAAUUGCCUGCCUCCUCCUUCCCCCUUCCAUUUCAAGGAUCACCAUGUGGGUGUGAGUGUCUGUGUGGGGAUGUGUGGCGUUGGGGUUGGGGUUGAAUGUGUUGCUUGUUACUACCCAUAGUUCCAUUUUCCAGGGGACACUUGGGUUGGAGAGAUAGCUCCUAAACUCUCCACUGAUCUCUACUACAUUCUAGGCUGAAGUUUACCUUAUUCUGGACUAUGAAGCAAGGGCUUUCAAGGCAAUAUACAGUGUCAGCAAGAUGAGGAGGGUUGGGG
This is a messenger RNA of Rhinolophus ferrumequinum (greater horseshoe bat), 3178 nucleotides long. RefSeq names its product zinc finger DHHC-type palmitoyltransferase 9 (gene ZDHHC9). Gene Ontology annotation, cellular component: Golgi apparatus; endoplasmic reticulum. The transcript has 10 exons. NCBI's taxonomy places the organism in Eukaryota, Metazoa, Chordata, Mammalia, Chiroptera, Rhinolophidae. Bases 359 to 1453 code for a protein of 364 amino acids. The record is from RefSeq and is a predicted model, not a curated record. Gene Ontology annotation, molecular function: protein-cysteine S-palmitoyltransferase activity. Gene Ontology annotation, biological process: protein targeting to membrane; peptidyl-L-cysteine S-palmitoylation.